Notolabrus celidotus (New Zealand spotty) is the source of this 1981-nucleotide messenger RNA. RefSeq names its product zinc finger CCHC domain-containing protein 24-like. The record is from RefSeq and is a predicted model, not a curated record. The coding region runs from base 299 to 991 and encodes 230 amino acids. Gene Ontology annotation, molecular function: nucleic acid binding; zinc ion binding. Lineage: Eukaryota; Metazoa; Chordata; Actinopteri; Labriformes; Labridae. The transcript has 4 exons.
CUCGUAUGGGACCUCCUUCGCUGUGACGCGGCCCAGAGAGCUCUGUCUGGGCCGCUGCCUCCAGCUCUCUACUAUCAUUCAAGCUUUCACACUUCAUGCCCUCUCGCUGUGCACUCCCCCCCCGUAGCUGCAGUCCGGUUUCGUUGGGUCAUUGAGGACUCCCCAGGUGUACACAAGGAUCACACCCAUCCAGCCUGAGCAGGGGGGAUGACUGAGAAAAGUUGGACAAUCCAGAAAAUCCGGCGGUUCUUCUGACGGUGCUCUUCCAAGAGGAGCAACCAUCUAAAAAAGCAACAACAUGAUGUCCGCUAUAGAAGCUGGUACCCCCGUGUACCAACCUGCACAGCUGCUGAACUGGGUUUACAUGUCUUUGCAAGAAACUCAGAACGGAGGUUUUGAUGCGUUCAAAGCCGAUUCGGACACUUCUUCUCAGGACGUGAACAUCUCCAAGCGCAGUGUGGCUGAUCUGAGCUCCAACUGUCUCAACAACUUCUUCCAUCUGAGGAGUGAGGCCUUGAACAACAACUUCUACAAGAGCUCCUCGCCCUACGGGUCCCUUAACAAUAUUGUGGAUGGCUUGAGCUCUCUGGCGGACCAUUUCUCAGACCUCACCCUGUCCCCCGAGACACGCAAACCUAGCAAAAGGCCGCCGCCCAACUACCUGUGCCAUCUUUGCUUCAACAAAGGACACUACAUCAAAGACUGCCCUCAGGCUCGCCCCAAAGGUGAAGGCCUGACCCCCUAUCAGGGAAAGAAGCGGUGUUUCGGGGAAUACAAAUGCCCAAAAUGCAAGAGGAAGUGGAUGAGCGGGAACUCCUGGGCCAACAUGGGACAAGAAUGUAUCAAGUGCCACAUCAACGUUUACCCUCACAAACAGCGACCUCUGGAGAAACCAGACGGGUUGGAUGUGUCUGACCAGAGCAAGGAGCAUCCGCAACACUUGUGCGAAAAAUGUAAAGUCCUUGGCUACUACUGCCGGCGUGACCAAUAACUCUAGAUGCCUUAAACACCCUCCUGAAGGUUUAUCAAAAAGGGAAAAGUCUGUCAGUUACUAAAAACACACCAUGGAAAAACUUAAUUUUACUGUAAUCGAUUUACAGUCACAAUAUAUUCCCUGAAACUGUGACUCAGUAAGAAGCUCAUUAUUUUGUGUCUCACUGAAGACAAGUACUAUUUUUUAUUUGGUGGUCACUUUCUCAGUUUGAAUUAUGUGAAUUUUUCAUUUAGAGUCUUAUUAACAAGGAACCACAAAUCUUACCAACUGUGAAUUAAGAAGCUUUAGCUCUGACCGUCCUCACUCAAAGUUGAUGAGUGAAGUUUCCACAUGAAAGAUUCUUUAUAACAUGUUUGUAUAUUCCAGAAAUAACUUAAAUAAUGUGUUCUGUAUAAAAUAUGCAACAGGUCUUUGCUUAAAGGAUACGCAGUACAAAUAUAUAUCUGCAUUAUCUGUAUUAUCAGUACUGAAGGGUACAUAUUUUUCAACCAUGUUUAUUACAUCUUGUGAAGGAAUAUAUUAGCCAACUAACAGUUAUUCUUUAUAUGUUAAAUGCCUGUAGUUUUACAGAAAUGCGUUAGGUAGUUUGUCAGUUAAAGUUAUACCAAACUGCAAACAGAUGCAAUAUGAUGGAGACUUGUUUUUUCCUGAAAUUAGAGUAACAGUAUUUUGGCACCCAGUGCUUUAAGUUUCACCAAAGGGCUUUUUUUUAUUUUUUAAAUGGGUCAUAAUGUCUCGAGACAUAAAAGAGAAAAGAAUAUCUGAAUGUAUCACAGAGGAUUCAGAGAAGGCUGCGUGUUGCUUUAAGGGCUUUUUUUGUAUCUCAGUAAAUUUGUAAUGUUAAAUAUAUGCAACAGAAUCACACUAUGACUUUUAAGUGUUUAAGAAGUGUGUAACGCCAUUUAAUGUGCCUUAUUUUGAGUUACCCCAGAGAGUGAUAGUUUGUCUCUUUAAAAAAAAGGUUUUGUAUUAAAACUGUUAAACACA